Messenger RNA from Epithele typhae, 2784 nucleotides. RefSeq lists its product as uncharacterized. The transcript has 16 exons. The record is from RefSeq and is a predicted model, not a curated record. NCBI's taxonomy places the organism in Eukaryota, Fungi, Basidiomycota, Agaricomycetes, Polyporales, Epitheliaceae. The coding region runs from base 1 to 2784 and encodes 927 amino acids.
AUGACGUCAUUUUUCUCGUCCCGCCCUGCCAAGCGGGGGCUGUUUCGUAUGCACGCACAGCGCGCGCGUUAUAUGCGGUGCAAAGGCACCCCGGCUGCGCAUCUGUCAGGAUCCCCACGCCGGGGCGAGCAUCUUUCUAGUGCCACAUUAAAGCCGAGAGAAAGACAACUCCCAGAAAAGCUCCCAGAAAAAUGGUCGCCCCGGCGUGCCGGGCCCCUUCUAGUCUUAUUCCUUCAAAUCUCGUCCGCUCCCGGCGUCGCCGGUGAUCGCCCUCUACAGCAGACGCCCAACGUUCCCAUCGCCGAUCACGCCACACACACGCAUCGCCGACCGCGCCUCGCCCACACAUCGCUGAUCACGUACGCCUCGCGCACCCCCGCGACUCCCCGUUCACCAUGCUCCCUCUUCGUCUUUGCGCACCGUAAUAAGGCGUCUAGCUUUACAGCAUCCUGGAGCACAAAGGCACAUAAUAGGGGUGCAUUUGCAAGGAGCGGUGGGCAUCUGAGGGCAUACAAAGUUGGAUCCCAGGCCAGCCACUGCAAGCGCAUGGGGCCUCAGGGCGCUGUGCAGACCUUUAUCAGUGGGCAGACAAGCUGGGUCGGUCAGGAACAGCGCCGAUCGCCUUUUAACGUUGCACCUGGGGAUAUGUGCAUUAUCAGACUUGGUUCCUGCACCGGAUUGAGCCUUGUUUCGUGCCUGUGGACCAGUGCGCAUAUUGCCGGCCUGCGGACUUGUCAGCCAGGUCCAUACAAAUGGCAUGAAAGUAUAGGCGCACUCGAUGGCGCACACACGCGGCGCACCUUAUGCCGCGACUACUGGGGGCUGCUGGGCCUGUUGAAGAGGAGGUCCAUGGCCCGUGGUGGUCCGAGGAGGUUGACUGGGGAGCGUCGACUGCUGAUUGCAGGUGCUGCCCAUCGACUGGCUGGUACCGGCCGGGAGGUGGAAUGGUCCGGAAGCGUCGGGGGCAUAGACCCAUGCAGGACGGCCAUUGGCUACUCUGGCUCAGCCAUCGACUUCACCAUCCAAUCAUGCCAGGUGUGGUCCCUGAGACGACGGGCGCGAUGGUCAUGGAAAGCCACAUCAGCCGCGCAGGGGUCCACCGCGGGCACCAUGUUCGUGGCCGCGAUGGCCGCGACAACGGGAGAGACCACGGUGGUCGAUGAGGGCCAGCGCGUCGAUGUCUGGCGUCCAGGCGUUUGGUGCCACGUCACACUAGCGGCAUCGUUUUGGUCCGCGGCCCAGUUCUCCGGCCUCCACCCAGCCACUUCAUCAGCCAUACCGCGUCUUUCUUCGCCCCCGCCGCGCUUCCUGGACUUGUCUGGGUUGCGUACAGUGUCGACCACAACGACAACGAUCUAUACGAGGCCCGACGUCCCUAUGCAACUCAAUCCCACCGUCGAGAGUCCCAUAGCUACCGCCCCCCCUCCAGAGCCCAUGGCAAGGGCUUCCGGCGCAGGGGCCCCUUCCCAGGUGCAUGAUAUACUCCGGAAAACGCACAUCUUCACGAAUCCCAAGGUCCUCGACGCAGCCAGUGCAACUUUGGCAUUCAGGUGGGGUGAUACAAAUAACCGGUCACGCGCCUUGGGCCACCCAUCUGCCUGGCGUCGACGGCACCGCGAACAAGACCAACACGCCCCUCCGCCCGAGGUCACCACGUCUUUGACUGCGGCGGUCCACCUGCCUCUCUUUCCUCUAUCUCGGGAAUCUGUCCGGGUCGGGCUCGAAAUUUGCGUCGAUGAGCUCAUUAACGCCAUCUUGAGCGAGAACGAUGAAGAGCACAAGCCGGAGGACGCGCGGACCCGUGGGCCAGUGGGCAGUGGUGACAGCACGACCACCAGGGUCCUCCCCAUCAUCUUCCACGGGUACGUCGUUGGCGGGGUUACGCUCGUCGGCGCGAGCGCGCACAUUGCCCUGUCCAAAGCUCAAGGCCUCAAGGCAUCACUCUUCCCCCCUCCCUCUCCAAGCGCCAUGGCCCUGGAAAUCUCCAUAGGUGGGCCUGAGGAUCUGAUCAGUCAACGAGAGCACCCUCCUCACAGCAAGCGUCACCCAGAUGCGCUAAGCUCUGAUCCCACCCGGUAUCGAUGGCGCAACCCGCGCAUAUGGCCACACCACCAGCGUGCUGCUGAGCCAUCAUCGCAGGCACGCGAUCGGGCAGGGCAUACAAACUCAGCGCCCGGCAUGCUCCUGAGGCGUCCUUCUCCACACCUCCAUACCCCCACACCUGUGUGCCACGGCCAGUGGCGCAGCUCCACGAGCUGCACGCCCGCAGCACCAGGGGAUGCUGGGCAUGCAUGGAAGUCGCAAACGACGAGACAUGCCCCACAACGAUUUCGUCAAGAUCACCGCCGGUGUGGACGCGCGGUCGUCAGCCUGCGCAUCGACACCGCACCCCUCCACAAGGCCCUACCGGACGCCAGCAAGGCUGGGAGCACGAGCUACAAGAAUUUUUCUCACCAAGUCCGAGGCGAGCAGAUGUUUCCUCUCCCUCCCUGCCUCUCUGGCUCCGCCGAUCUUGCCGUGUUGCUGCGGCGCUCUAGACUGAUGCGCUUGUCACGCCAGCGGUUGAGCUCGGACACCUCGUGCCGGCUGACGCAUGCACUGUGGCCCACCCACGUCGCAUCUACCCCCACGGCCACGAAAAAAUGGCCGGACAUCGACGCGCCCGUAGCAAGCGCCAACACUCGGCUCGACGCCGGCUUCAAGACACGCACGGACGCAGGGACCGGGACGACUGCCAUCGGCGCCCCCGAGGAGGAGGAGGAGGAGGAGGAGGCGGGUGAUUAA